Molecule: messenger RNA, 4938 nt
Organism: Stegastes partitus (bicolor damselfish)
Lineage: Eukaryota; Metazoa; Chordata; Actinopteri; Pomacentridae
Gene: sec31b
Product: SEC31 homolog B, COPII coat complex component
Exons: 26
Coding region: 151-3828 (1225 amino acids)
Biological process (GO): endoplasmic reticulum to Golgi vesicle-mediated transport; COPII-coated vesicle cargo loading; endoplasmic reticulum organization
Cellular component (GO): COPII vesicle coat; endoplasmic reticulum exit site
Molecular function (GO): structural molecule activity; protein binding
Source: RefSeq, a predicted model, not a curated record
ACAACACGGCAAAGCACUUUGGUCGGACUCCGUCUGUAGCUGAGCUGCUAGCUUGGCUGAUAAGUAGCUCUCCGAUCUGCUGUAGAUGCGGACAGUCACGGUGUGAUACAAGCAAUUGACGGUAUUAAACUUGAACACCAGUAGAGGAAGAUGAGGCUGAAGGAGAUCCAGAGGACUGCCCACCAGGCGUGGAGUCCUGCCGAACACCACCCUGUCUACCUGGCCUUAGGGACAUCAGCACAACAGCUGGAUGCCUCUUUCAACACCACAGCUGCCAUAGAGAUAUUUGAGAUGGAUUUUUCAGACCCCUCUCUGGACAUGCAGCUCAAAGGGUCAUUACCCACCACGAACAGGUUGCACAGUAUUGUAUGGGUAAAUUUUGGAAUGGGAGCCGAUGGUACUGGAGGAAGGCUGGUUGGUGGGAGUGAAAAUGGCACAUUGACCGUCUAUAACCCGGAGGCCAUAAUGAGCUCUGGCCCGGAGGCAAUCGUGGGUCAGUCUGAGAAACACACAGGACCCGUCCGAGCACUCGACUUCAACCCGUUUCAGAGUAAUCUCCUCGCUUCAGGAGCAAAUGAUUCAGAGAUAUAUAUUUGGGAUUUAAACAACUUUAGCAGUCCGAUGACACCCGGAGCAAAGACACAGCCUGCCGAAGACAUCAGCGUCGUCUCCUGGAACAGGCAGGUCCAGCACAUCCUGGCCUCGGCCAACCCCAGUGGGAAGGCGGUCGUGUGGGACCUGAGAAAGAACGAGCCCAUCAUCAAGAUCAGUGAUCACAGCAACAGGAUGCACUGUUCAGGAAUGCUCUGGCACCCUGACGUGGCUACUCAGCUGGUGUUGGCCUCUGAAGAUGACCGACUGCCCGUCAUCCAGAUGUGGGACCUCCGUUUUGCCACAUCACCUCUAAAAGUCCUCGAGAACCACACGAGGGGAAUUCUGUCCAUAUCCUGGAGCCCCGCCGACUCUGAGCUCCUGCUGAGUAGCGCUAAAGACAACCGGAUCCUCUGCUGGAAUCCAAACACUGGAGAGGUGAUUUAUGAGCUUCCAACCGCAAACCAGUGGUGUUUUGAUGUCCAGUGGUGCCCCAGGAAUCCAGCCCUGCUCUCUACAGCAUCGUUUGAUGGGAGAAUUACUGUUUACUCUGUGAUGGGAGGGAGCCUGAAAGCUCAGCAGCAAAGCACAGCUGAUAGGAUAUCCUCCUCAUUCGACACAAUGGAUCCCUUUGGGACGGGGCAGGUGCUGCCUCCCCUGCAGGUUCCUCAGCCUUCAGUGCAGGACACCAUAGUUCCUCCUCUGAAGAAGCCGCCUAAGUGGGUGCGCAGGCCAGUGGGAGCCUCCUUUGCUUUUGGUGGAAAGCUGAUAACCUUUGAGAAUCCCAAGCUGCCUCCGGUGCAGAGCCCCCAGCCGGUCCCCAGACAAGUGUUUGUGAGCCAGGUUACCACGGAGACCGAGUUCCUCCAGCGCUCCAGGGAGCUGCAGGCAGCGCUGCAGUCGGGCUCCUUCAACAACUACUGCCAGGCCAAGAUUCAGAACGCCAAGUCAGACGCUGAGCAGGACAUAUGGAAGUUCCUUCUGGUUAAUUUUGAGGAUGAGGCCCGCAUUAAGUUCCUCAGACUGUUGGGCUUCAGCAAAGAUGAAUUGGAAAGAAAGAUUUCAAAAUGCCUGGGGAAGAAUUUCCAACCCAACGGCCACGGAGUAGAUGCCAGAGACCUGGCAGAGAAGAUGCAGCGCCUCUCCACUGAGAGGGCCGACGAAGCAGCUGCAGCAGCCGACGCGAGAACGUCAGGUUCUGUUUCACCAGCAGACUUCUUCAGUCAGACGCCGAAGGAAAACUCCAACUUCCAGAUCCCUGUGUCAUGUGAUACGGAUGGUUUGAUAAGCCAGGCACUGCUGGUCGGCAACUUCGAGGGAGCUGUGGAUCUGUGUCUCAACGACGGCCGCUACGCUGAAGCCAUCCUGCUGUCAAUCAGCGGAGGAGAAGAGCUGCUCAAGAAGACUCAGCAGAAGUAUCUCAGCAAGCAGAAGAACAGCAUUUCAAUGCUCAUAUCAUCAGUGGUGACUCAGAACUGGAGAGACAUCGUGCAGAGCUGUGAGCUGGACAACUGGAAGGAGGCUCUGGCUGCUCUGCUGACCUACGCUCACCCUGAAGAUUUUGCUCGUCUGUGCGACACCCUGGGAGGCCGGUUGGAGGGCGAGGGUACCGAGAAGCGCUGCCUGCAAGCCUGCUUGUGCUACAUCUGCUCGGGGAACAUUGAGAAGCUGGUAGAGUGCUGGGCCCUGCAUAGAGACUGCUCCUCUCCACUUGGUCUAGAGGAUCUGGUUGAGAAAGUCAUGAUGCUGCGAAAGUCAAUCGAACGCCUCCGCAACAGCGAGGUGGCGGUCCAGAGCCCCAUCCUGGCCGAGAAGCUGACCUGCUACGCCGGCAUACUGGCUGCAGAGGGCAGCCUGGGCACCGCCAUGACCUAUCUGCCCGAGAACUCAGAGCAACCUGGGAUCAUGAUGCUGAGAGACAGGCUGUUUCAUGCUCAGGGAGAGGCUGCUGCCGUCCAACAGCCUCCAAACUCCUUCAACAGAGUUGGCGCGUCCACAGCGAAGCCAGCUCCUGCUGCUCAGACUCCUGCACCAAAAGCACAAAUCAUGAGUCAGUACCAGCCAUCUGCUCCUUCCCAAGUGGCUGCCCAACAGCAGCCUCCGAUGCCAUCAGUUUUUACCCCUCAAACUGCUCCGGCCAACCCAGGGCCUGGUCUGCCUCCCUCUGCUCACGUUCUGCCGCCCAGCGCCACCCGCCCUGUCAUGAGACCUCCCUACCCCCAGCAUCCUGCUACGGCUCCAGGUUUCCUUCCUCAUCAGCCAUUCCAGCCUCAGCCUAUGUCCACUGGCGGACCCUUAUCCUUCCCUCCUCCAGGUCCUUCUAUGCCGGCUGCUAACUUAUCAGGACCUCAGCUGCCGCCUUCGUCGUCGACCACCGGAGGCCUGCCCCCCAUGCCCAGCCCCGGGGUGCCACCGACGGGCUUCAUGCCGUCUACCUCUUUGCCUUCAGGCCUCAUGCCACCCAGCUCCCAGCCUGGAGCCCCGGUUCCCAUGUACCCGGGGGGCCUCCACAACCAGGGGCCUGCACCCCCCAUCGCUUCUGGACCCUAUGUUCCUCUGGGAUCAGGGUAUCCUCAAGGAGGCCCUGGAGCUCCUGCUGUAAAGCCCUUACCGACCGCCGCCGUCGCUCCUCCUCCGACAGGAUACUUUCCUUGGCUGAAUUCCCAGACUGACACUGAAGGGCCUCAGGAGGGCUGGAACGACCCGCCAGCAGUACGAGGUGGACCCAGGAAGAAGAAGGUCCCUGACAACUACACUCCACCAGCGCCCAUCACGGCCCCUGUGAUGGGAUUCCCGGUGGAGGCUGCUCAGUCUCUGGAUCACACCCAGGUCCCCCCUGGAGCCCCCCAGGAGCCCAGCGUGCAGCUUCUCCAGCAGCUGCCGGCAGAGAGGGUGGAGCAGAAGGAAAUCCCCGCUGAGCACAUGGUCCUCAAAUCCACCUUCGACAGCCUGGUGCAGCGCUGCCAGCUCGCGGCGGGAGACCCGCAAACUAAAAGGAAGCUGGACGACGCAGCCAAACGUUUGGGGCACCUGUACGAUAAGCUGAGAGAGCAGUCGCUCUCUCCCAACAUCCUGAACGGGCUCCACGAGAUCAGCCGCUGCGUGGCCAGCCAGAACUACCAGCGCGGCCUGGAGGUCCACACGCAGGUGGUGGGCAGCAGCAACUUCAGCGAGAUCUCCUCCUUCAUGCCAAUCCUCAAAGUGGUCAUGACUAUCGCCAACAAGCUGGGCGUCUGAAGCCGCCGCCCGCCAGACUUCAGUGUUACCAUAUUGUUAUAUAUGUAUUUAUUUCUUUUGGACGUGACGACGUGCGCUGAUAGUGAGAACGAUGGCUGAUGAUGAUGAUGAUAUUAAACGAUUGUGGUCUUCAUCACUCCGUUCGUGUUCCUUCCCAGAGGACUCGGCUGAUUCGGGCGGCGAGGUGGAUUUUUUUUGUUUGUUUUUGUCGCUGUGAUAAUUUUACAAAAAACAAAACAAAAAACAGAUGAAUGUAUUCUGAAAGUGGUGAUUCUGUGUAAAUUGAUGUAAUAUACGAAGCGAGCGGCGAGGAGGCGGUCGCGUUAGUAGGUGCUUUUUCAUACUCCACCUUAACACCGGUUCAGAUUUGUUCUCUCACUUCAGCAGCGGUUAAAAAAAAAACAAAUCAUGUGGGACUAGCGACCAGGUCGGGGUCAUCAGAAUAAAACCUGGGUUACUGUCCAACCUGUCAGUGUACUCUGUAUGAGGGAGAAACUUUUUUUUAACCGAGUGGUUUCACAACAAGCAUUUAAAAAACACUACCGUGAGCUCUGAUGGUUCUCUUCACCUGCUGCUGGGAGCCGUUGUGUCCCGGUCAUCGUGCCAUGAGGGGGUUUUGGGCCAAAGCACUGCAGAAGAAUGUCAGAAAGUGAUUGUCAGGGUUUUGUUUGAUUCAGCACUGGUCCAGACAACUUGUGUGAAUGAGUUGUUUUUUCUCCCUCCUCCCCAGACUUGCUUCGGUGUUGCUUCCCUCACCUACUGCUGAACUCACAUGGCAGCUUGUAAAGAAUUAACGCCCUUAACGAACCCUCAAAGAUCCCCUUCCUCCUCCUCCUCCUCCUCCUCCUCCUCUCUACCAUCUUCUCCUUUUGUGUUUCCAGAUGACUUCUUGUUUUUUAUGUUUUAGAUCAUACAUGAACUGACGGAAUGAAUAAAUCUCCAGAGUUGUGUAGCUGGACGUGGAUAGUUUGGUUUGUGGUGGCAGCAGAAGGCAGUGAAGUGCCUCGCUGUGCCCGUUUCGGCUGCACAGAUAUUUAUACAAUCCAUUGUUGCUUACUUUGCUCAUUUCGGGAUCUUUUUCAAAUAAAAGAAAUUUCACUUUAAACAUUU